AUGAUUGAUGACGAAUUGAAAACGCUCUACCUUAUUGAGAUUGAAAAGAUACUCAACAACAAUGCAAGGUUUUUAAGAGACUAUCAGUCAAUGCCAUAUCGUGAGAUGUCUGAUGUUUGCCUUUUUCGGAAUAAGCUAAUAGAGGAAGAGUUAGCAUAUGACACAAAUAAGUUAACUCAUACAAACUUAUAUACGGAACAAAAGAUGACUCAUGAGAAAAGUGGGUGUGGUAAGACAUUUAUUUGGAAUGGACUUUCUUCUACUAUUCGGUCUAGAGGAAAGAUUGUUUUAAAUGUCGCAUCUAGUGGAAUUGUGUCUUUACUCCUACCUGGUGACAGAACGGCUCAUUCUAGAUUUUCAAUACCCAUUACAAUUACUGAUGAAUCUACUUGUAACAUCAAGCAUGGCAGUUUGAAGGUUGAGCUGCUCAUCCAAAGUAGCUUAAUAAUUUGGGAUGAAACUCCAAUGCUCAAUAAAAUGUGCUUUGAAGCACUUGAUCGGACGCUCAGGGAUCUUGUGUCAGUUACCGAUCAACAUAAGUCACAUCAACCAUUUGGUGGUAAGGUUGUUAUUCUAGGAGGUGAUUUCAGACAGAUACUUCCGGUGAUUUCGAAAGGGAGUAGACACGAUAUAUUGACAUCAGCUAUUAACUUAUCCCAUCUGUGGUCGUUUUGUAAGGUUCUGAAACUGGAAACGAACAUGAGGCUUCUAAUGUCUUCUUCAAAUCAAGAUGAAGGUGAAAUGAAGAGAUUUGCUAAUUGGAUACUUGAUGUUGGAAAUAGAAAUAUUGGUUUUGUUGUUGGUGUUGAAUUAGAAAUUGAAAUUCCAGAUGAUCUAUUGAUUACAACUACUGAUGACCCUCUCUCUCAUUUGGUAGACUUUGCAUAUCCAAAUUUGUUGCAAAACAUGUCAGAUUACAGGUAUUUUUAG
Arachis stenosperma is the source of this 930-nucleotide messenger RNA. RefSeq lists its product as uncharacterized. The transcript is spliced from 2 exons. Lineage: Eukaryota; Viridiplantae; Streptophyta; Magnoliopsida; Fabales; Fabaceae. Bases 1 to 930 code for a protein of 309 amino acids. Gene Ontology annotation, molecular function: DNA helicase activity. Gene Ontology annotation, biological process: DNA repair; telomere maintenance. The record is from RefSeq and is a predicted model, not a curated record.